AUGAUGUCUCCACCACCCGGACUUCCCAAGAUGGAGUAUAGAUUUCUCGGUCGUUCCGGACUUCAAGUAUCAGCUAUCUCUUUGGGGGGAUGGCUAACUUACGGAGGACACGUUGAAAAAGAAAACACAUUUGCCUGCAUGAAAGCAGCCUAUGAUGUCGGAAUCAACUUCUUCGAUUGUGCUGAGGGUUACGCUGGAGGAGAAUCUGAGAGAGUCAUGGGCGAAGCUAUAAGGAAGUUUGGCUGGAAACGUAACGAUCUGGUAAUCUCAACGAAGAUUUACUGGGGCAGUGCCAACGGGGAAAAUCCGGUCAACAACGUCGGUCUCUCGCGAAAGCAUAUCAUCGAAGGAGUGGAUGCUUCUCUCGAACGCCUGGGUCUCAAAUACGUAGAUUUAAUCUACGCUCAUAGGCCUGACCGAAACACGCCUAUAGAAGAGACGGUACGUGCUUUCAACCAUAUUAUCAAUACGGGUAAAGCGUUCUACUGGGGAACGUCUGAAUGGACUGCGGAAGAAAUAUCGUCAGCAUGGCGCUAUGCUGAUAAGCUGGGACUGAUUGGCCCUUUGAUGGAGCAACCUCAAUACAAUAUGCUCGCCCGAGAAAAGGUUGAGAAGGAAUAUGAACGCCUGUACGAGGAAAUCGGGCUUGGCCUUACAAUCUUCAGUCCUUUGAAGAUUGGAAUCUUGACAGGGAAAUAUAAUGAAGGCAUCCCAAAAGAUUCUAGAUUAGGGUCCAGCGAUGAUGACUUCGUCAAGAAUAUGAACAAACGUGUCGGGGAUGAAAGUUGGAAGAAGGAUAUCGAGGUCGUUGCGAAGCUCAAGCCGAUUGCGGAUAGACUCGAGAUUUCACAAGCUACGCUGGCUAUGGCUUGGGUCUUGAAGAACAAGAAUGUUAGCUCAGCAAUCACCGGGGCCAGUCGUCCGGAGCAGGUUUAUGACAGCGUGAAGGCUCUAGUUGCAGUGGAAAAGUUGACUCCCGACAUAAUGAACGAGAUUGAUGACAUUCUUGGAAACAAGCCUACCUUAUUGACAAGGAGGUAUAGUUGA
Amorphotheca resinae ATCC 22711 is the source of this 1047-nucleotide messenger RNA. RefSeq lists its product as hypothetical. Lineage: Eukaryota; Fungi; Ascomycota; Leotiomycetes; Helotiales; Amorphothecaceae. Bases 1 to 1047 code for a protein of 348 amino acids. The record is from RefSeq and is a predicted model, not a curated record. The transcript has 3 exons.